AGAGAAAGAGAUCAUCAUCAACAUAAUCUAUUGAUCGUCAUUAACUUUGAAGAUCCGUCUAUUGCGCGUAAUUCCAGUGUUUUUUCUCGUAGCCCCCAUUGGUAGGUGUUUUGCAGUAGAAACCAGAGGCGGCCCACCCAAAAGAACGCCCACAUUGAAUAGAAGUGGAGAAAUCUCGCAGCGUUGCCACAUUUCAGCUAUCCACCUACCUAACCUAUCUAUCUGGUUGACGAUUUGAAGAUAGUGGGAGAGAGUACCGUUAAAGUUAAAUACUUUGGGCGCUCUCAGUGCAACAAGAAAGCUCACACCACACACACACACACUCAGUUGGAGAUAUCGAGUGAGAGAGUGAUAGUGAUAGAGAGCGAGAACAUUUGAAAAAGAGAGAGAGACAUAAUUCCACUCAGGCUAGCAUUUAGCGUGUGAGAGAAAGAGAGUGAGAGCAACACACAUAUACACACACAUUCUCUCUCUGCUAGUACACCCCCGAGUACACACACACUCUGUCUCUCUGUGGAUGUGUGUGUGUUGCCCUGCUGAUAGGUAUAUACCUGUGCCGUGCCAGUGCUUGCGCCCGAGCUGAUAUCUCCCACUGUGGGCAUUGUUAACUAGUAAGAAGAAGCAGAACGUAAUACAUAUAUCGUCUGUCAAAAUGUUUGCUGUAAUGCGAAUCGACAACGAUGACUGCCGGUCGGAUUUCCGUCGCAAGAUGCGUCCAAAGUGUGAAUUCAUUUGCAAGUAUUGCCAGCGGCGUUUCACCAAGCCAUACAAUCUAAUGAUCCACGAGCGUACACACAAAUCGCCAGAGAUAACAUAUUCCUGUGAGGUUUGUGGCAAAUAUUUCAAGCAACGUGAUAAUCUGCGUCAGCACAGAUGUAGUCAGUGUGUUUGGCGAUAAGCUAAAUUACCAAUCAAUAUAUACACACACAGCAAUAUAUAUAUAUACAUAUAUAAAAAACAAAAAACAAAAACAAAACGCACCGCAGCACCAACAGCACGCAAUAUCACAACUAUAUACAAUAUCUUUUCUUAAAUAUUAAACAAGAAUAAACUUAAAACGAAGUAAAAGACAUCAAUAAACAAUAAAUAAAUAUAUAUAA
This is a messenger RNA of Drosophila willistoni, 1100 nucleotides long. It is a transcript of the gene drm, whose product is annotated as protein drumstick. The record is from RefSeq and is a predicted model, not a curated record. The transcript has 3 exons. The coding region runs from base 653 to 898 and encodes 81 amino acids. Gene Ontology annotation, cellular component: nucleus. Gene Ontology annotation, biological process: embryo development; regulation of transcription by RNA polymerase II; embryonic pattern specification. Gene Ontology annotation, molecular function: DNA-binding transcription factor activity, RNA polymerase II-specific; RNA polymerase II transcription regulatory region sequence-specific DNA binding. Lineage: Eukaryota; Metazoa; Arthropoda; Insecta; Diptera; Drosophilidae.